Aspergillus tanneri is the source of this 471-nucleotide messenger RNA. RefSeq lists its product as uncharacterized. The record is from RefSeq and is a predicted model, not a curated record. The coding region runs from base 1 to 471 and encodes 156 amino acids. Lineage: Eukaryota; Fungi; Ascomycota; Eurotiomycetes; Eurotiales; Aspergillaceae. The transcript is spliced from 2 exons.
AUGACCGCUACAAAAGCGAGCUGUGUUGUCCCAACCACCCUGGUCCAUCAGAUCACGAUCCUAGCAAAACGAUGGGAGACAUACUAUAUCCCUCACACUUGCCCGGCUGGAACGGUCAAGGUGGCCGGCGCCUUGCUCCGCUACUCCACCCUCCCCAACGAACCCGAUCACAGUGUGAAGCUGUGUUCGAACUGGCCCGUUGAUCCGAAGUACUUGUGGCAGAAGUACUAUAAUGACUCUAAGACGUCAGAUGUUGUUUGGAAGUACAGUGACGACUAUCAAAACAACGACCAAGACGACGAACGCUCCACAGAAGAGGACAGCAGCGAUGCAUAUGGCUUUGUUAUGCUUGACGGGCCGAAGGCUCGAUUGAUAGCGACUUUGCAGCCAGUCACACCGUUGUCCGUCGCUCACGACAUACUCUCAAGACCAAGUGAUCACUCUAUUUCCUCUUCGGGACUAGCCAUCUGA